Molecule: messenger RNA, 1387 nt
Organism: Melozone crissalis (California towhee)
Lineage: Eukaryota; Metazoa; Chordata; Aves; Passeriformes; Passerellidae
Product: EGF-containing fibulin-like extracellular matrix protein 2
Exons: 12
Coding region: 1-1329 (442 amino acids)
Molecular function (GO): calcium ion binding
Source: RefSeq, a predicted model, not a curated record
AUGGGGAGAGGGAGGGGGGAGGGGGCGGAGCUUUUGAGCCUGGGGGCGGGGCCAGAGCUGAGCGGGCGCCAUGGGCCCCCCCGCGCCGCUCUUCCUCCUCCUCCUCCUCCUCUCGCUCGGCGCCAGCGUGGCCCCCGCGGCCCCCCCGGACCUGGAGGAGCCGAGGAUUACGCGGAGUGCAGCGAUGGUUACGAGUGGGACCCCGAGACCGAGCACUGCAAAGACGUGGACGAGUGCGCGGUGGGGUCCCCGCCGCCCUGCCGGGGCUCCAUGAAGUGCCUGAACCAUUUCGGGGGGUACCUGUGCCUGCCCCGCUCGGCCGCGCUGCUCAGCCCCGGGCCCGACGUGGACGAGUGCGCGGGGCCCCCCCCGUGCCGGCCCAGCCAGGAGUGCAUCAACGUCCGGGGGGGCUUCGAGUGCCGCUGCCCCCCCGGGUACCGGCACCGGGACACCGAGUGCGUGGACGAGGACGAGUGCCAGUUCCGCUGGUGCCAGCACAGCUGCGCCAACUCCCCCGGCGCCUUCUCCUGCCGCUGCCACCCCGGCUUCAGCCUCGGCCCCGACGGCCGCUCCUGCCUCGACGUGGACGAGUGCUCGAUGGGCGCCCGCUGCUCCCAGCGCUGCCUCAACACCUUCGGCUCCUUCCGCUGCCGCUGCCGCGCCGGCUUCGCCCUGGGCCCCGACGGGCACCGCUGCCUCGACGUGGACGAGUGCCGGGGGGGGGUCCGGUGCCAGCACCGCUGCCAGAACCUCCCGGGGGGCUUCAGCUGCGUCUGCCCCCCCGGCUACAGCGAGGAGGGGGGGCUCUGCAAGGACCGGGACGAGUGCUCGGAGGGCUCGCACGGCUGCGGGGGGGCCCAGAGCUGCCUCAACACCUUCGGGGGGCACCUGUGCGACCUGCGUGUGCCCCGGGGGGUCCCGGGCUGUGCCCCCCGCCCCCGCUGGCUCCUGCACCGGUUCCUGGCGCUGCCUGAGACCCCGAGGCGCCCACCGGGAUCUUCCAGCUCCGGCACCCCCUGGUCGGGGACCCCCAGAGGCUGCGGCUGCGCGGGGGGCCCCCCCGGGACCUUCCGGCUGCGGGCGCUGACCAAUCACAGCUCGCUGCUGGAGCUCGUGCGCCCCCUGGCGGGCCCGCGGCAGCUGCUGCUGGAGGUGGAGCUUCUGCGCCCGGGGCCCCGCCCCCCGCCCGAGGCCCCGCCCCUCGGCACGGAGGGACCGCCCCCCGGCACAGAGGGACCGCCCCCCGGCGCCUGGGACCCGCCCCCUCCCACUGGGCGGGGCCUGGCUUUGCUCCGCCUCCAUCUGUCAGUGGGGGGCCACCCAUUCUAGCUGGGGGGAGACCCCAAAAAUCCACUGGGAACCCCAAAAAAUCUACUGGGACCCCCAG